AUGAAGCAUCUGGGCGAGGACAUCAAUUGUAGCGCAAACGGGGAUAACGCCGCCAUCACCGUGGCUUCUACAACAUCUAGAGAGCUUUUAACUGCUUGUGACUUCGACGUGACCGGUGUGAAAUACGGUGGAAAGCCCGAUUAUGAUAUUACUGAGGCUUUAGCAAAUGCAUGGAAAGAUGCAUGUGCAUCAACAUCAGCAAGUAAAGUUCUUGUUCCAAAUGGGACAUACAAACUAAAAGAAGCAAGUUUCAAAGGUCCAUGUAAGGCACCUAUUGAGCUUCAAGUCCAAGGCACAUUAGAGGCGCCACAGGCCAGCGCCCAACUAUCAAAACCAGAUACUUGGAUUGAAUUUUCCAAUCUUGAUAAUUUCACACUAUUGGGUGGUGGAACCUUUGAUGGCCAAGGACAAAAAGCUUGGUUGGCCAAUGAUUGCCACAAAAACUCAAAGUGCACAUCUAUUGCCAUUAAUAUGAGAUUCCACUCUGUCAAAAACUCGUUAGUUAAGGAUGUAACUUCACUUAACAGCAAGAACUUUCACGUUAACAUAAUAGGGUGCGAGCAACCAAGGCCACAACUUACAUUCCAACAUUUCACGGUAAUUGCACCGGAAAAUAGCACUAACACAGAUGAAAUACAUAUCGGGCGCUCGACUAGGGUUAACAUCACUGAUUCGGACAUCAAAACAGGAGACAAUUGCAUUUCAAUUGGUGAUGGCACCAAGCAACUAACAGUAACUAACGUAACUUGUGGACCAGGCCAUGGAAUAAGCAUUGGAAGUCUUGGAAAGUACCAAAACAGCUUUUCUUGUUUGAAGGCUCCAUCAAAAGUCAAGAUCAGCAAUGUGAGUUUUAAGAACAUUAGAGGGACGUCUUCCACUCCGGUGGCCGUGAAGAUUGCAUGCGCCACGGGAUUACCAUGCGAGAAGGUGGAGAUGACGGAUAUUGAUCUCAAAUACAGUGGAAAUGAAGGCUCUAUUACGUCUCAGUGCUCUAAUGUAAAACCCACAGUUACUCGAGUGGCAAAUACUCUUGCUUGUGCUACCAAGCCUUGA
This is a messenger RNA of Fragaria vesca subsp. vesca, 1053 nucleotides long. RefSeq names its product exopolygalacturonase-like. The transcript has 6 exons. The record is from RefSeq and is a predicted model, not a curated record. Gene Ontology annotation, molecular function: polygalacturonase activity. Gene Ontology annotation, biological process: carbohydrate metabolic process. The coding region runs from base 1 to 1053 and encodes 350 amino acids. Lineage: Eukaryota; Viridiplantae; Streptophyta; Magnoliopsida; Rosales; Rosaceae.